This is a messenger RNA of Branchiostoma belcheri (Belcher's lancelet), 972 nucleotides long. RefSeq names its product neurogenic locus notch homolog protein 1-like. NCBI's taxonomy places the organism in Eukaryota, Metazoa, Chordata, Leptocardii, Amphioxiformes, Branchiostomatidae. The transcript has 6 exons. The record is from RefSeq and is a predicted model, not a curated record. Gene Ontology annotation, biological process: Notch signaling pathway. Gene Ontology annotation, molecular function: calcium ion binding; Notch binding. Bases 1 to 972 code for a protein of 323 amino acids.
AUGUGGAGUCUCCUGUUCUUGAUCUUUGCUGUGGCCGCCUGUCCGGUCCAAUCGCAAGCCGGGACAUUUAUAGUCUACGACUACUUCAAAGUACAAGCUUAUGGGCAGAUGUCGAGCGAGAACUUAAAGCUUACCUGUGAACGAGCUGAUUACGUCACACCGUGUCCCGGGAACGAGAGCUGCCCGUCUUCGACAGACGGCUGUGUCCCGACCGGGCUUACUGCAUGCGGCGCUCCCAUGCUCGAAUUAGCCCAAUUUCUGUGCGGUGGCAUGCCUAACGAAUGCCCUGCGCUGGACGGGGUGUACUGCUUCUAUGGCCCUGGUGCUGCCUGUGGUGUGGAGGGUGACAGCUGGUGCGCAGCCGGCUAUGACCGCUACGCCCUCUGCGCCCGCGAUAUCGAUGACUGCAGCAGCGCCCCCUGUCAGAAUGGAGCAGUAUGUCAGGACGGAGUGAACAGCUUCACUUGUCAGUGUGUGCCUGGGUAUACUGGAACUCUCUGUGAAACGGAUAUUGACGAGUGUGCGAGCAGUCCGUGUUUAGGAGGCGGAACUUGCGUGGAUCACGUGAACGGCUACAGCUGUUUCUGUCCUAAAGGUCACGUGGGAGACAAGUGUGAAACGGUUCCGUACACUGGCGGCUGUCUGCUGUUCUCCUCCGAUGCCGUGUCCUAUCCCGAAGCGAGCCAGGAGUGCCAGACCAGGGGAGGGCACCUGGUGGAUGUGAAGGAGGCCGAGCUGCAGCGGCUCAUCGCUGACUCCAUCCCUGCCGGAAGUGACGUGUCGCCGUGGAUCGGACUGAAGAUGUCCAUGACCUACACAGACGGGACCAGUGCAUCAGGCCAGCUGCAAUGGUCCGCUGGUGAACCCGACAACUGUGACUUGUGUGGCUUCCUGGACAACACGGACGACUUUCGCGCCAAAACCGCCUCGUGUAUGGAACAGCACCACUACGUGUGCCAGUCGGGUGGGUGA